CUCUCUUCCUCUUGGGCUGCUGCUGCUGCUGGCAUGAUGCUGGGCGGGCGCUGCUUCCUGCUCCUGGGGGCUGCUGCCCGGCCUUUGGUGCCCGGGGCGCGGGCCCAGUCCUCCUUGGCCCAGCUGAAGCAGGUGCUGGAGGGGGAGCUGGAGGGCAUCCGAGGCGCCGGGACCUGGAAGAGCGAGAGGGUCAUCACCUCCAAGCAGGGGCCGCACAUCCAGGUGGAAGGCAGCCAGGGAGAUAUUCUGAAUUUCUGUGCCAACAAUUACCUAGGACUCUCCAGUCAUCCUGAAGUAAUCCGUUCUGGACUAGAUGCCCUGAAGGAAUAUGGUGCUGGACUCAGUUCUGUCCGCUUCAUCUGUGGAACGCAAAAUAUACACAAAGAUCUGGAGGAGAAAAUUGCUUGCUUCCAUCAGAGAGAAGAUGCCAUUCUCUAUGCCAGCUGCUUUGAUGCUAAUGCUGGAAUCUUUGAGGCAGCUCUGACUCCUGAAGAUGCAGUACUUUCAGAUGAAUUGAAUCAUGCCUCCAUCAUUGAUGGGAUCCGGCUGUGUAAAGCCAAUAAAUAUCGCUACAAACACAUGGACAUGCAAGACCUGGAAGCCAAAUUGCAGGAUGCACAAAAAUUUCGUCUACGAAUGGUGGUAACUGAUGGUGCUUUCUCCAUGGAUGGCGACAUUGCCCCUUUGAAGGAAAUCUGUAGCCUAUCUGAGAAGUACAGUGCCAUUGUUUUUGUUGAUGAAUGUCAUGCCACUGGAUUCCUGGGGCCCAACGGACGGGGCACUGACGAACUCUUGGGUGUGAUGGAUAAAGUCACCAUAAUCAACUCAACCCUUGGAAAGGCACUUGGAGGCGCAGCAGGGGGCUACACAACUGGCCCCAAGGCACUUGUUGACCUUCUCCGCCAGCGUUCCCGACCGUACCUCUUCUCCAAUAGCUUGCCUCCUGCUGUAGUUGGCUGUGCCUCCAAGGCUCUGGAUCUGCUCAUGGAGAGCAAUGCCAUUGCACAGUCUAUGGCUGCCAAGACUGCACGGUUUCGAAGUAAGAUGGCAGCAGCUGGAUUCACCAUUUCAGGCAAUAAUCAUCCUAUUUGUCCUGUGAUGUUGGGUGAUGCCCGGCUUGCUUCAGCGAUGGCUGAUGACAUGUUAAAGAGAGGCAUCUAUGUCAUUGGAUUCAGCUACCCUGUGGUGCCAAAGGGAAAAGCCCGUAUCCGUGUGCAGAUCUCAGCUGUUCACAGUGAAGAGGAUAUUGAUCGGUGUGUGGAGGCCUUUACUGAAGUGGGCCGCAAACAUGGAGCUUUGUCUUGAAUGGAUGAGAAAUGAAAGCUGUGGUCCAAGCAGAACUUGGGGGAGUCAUGUUUCUGGAGUACAGCUCCUAGAAUCCCCCACUCAGAUGGACUUGUGUUACCAAAGACUGUGGCCCUGCAGGCUGGCUGUUGUGAUCCAGAAAAGUAACUUUUUCAAAGUCUGAAGGUGGGCCAUAUGAGAACAGAAUUUUUAGAGAACAGAAGAUUGCUUUGAACAAGGGUUUGCUGUUCUGAUGGGUUGUAGGCUCUUUCCACAUUCACUUCUGAUCAAAAUACUGAUGUUCAGCCUGAUGUGAUAGUGGGACAAAACUAGAACUUGGGUAGGUUACUUUUUUUUGCUACAACUUCCAGAAAUUUCCACUUAGCAUGACCAUGGGAUUUGAGGAUUUGUGGUCCAAAAAUGUAAUUUUCCCUAGCUCUGGAUAAAAAAAAUGUGUGCACACCAUGGAUGGUAAUAAUUCAUAUUCCCAGCUUCUUUCUCAUUACUUCAUGUCUGGCUCCAGCCUAAGUCAUACUGGUGUAUUCUACCUCCAAUCAAAAUAACCACAGUGCCUGGAGGAGGGCAGAAUAAUAAAGGUGACGUUGACCUCA
Messenger RNA from Sceloporus undulatus (fence lizard), 1895 nucleotides. It is a transcript of the gene GCAT, whose product is annotated as glycine C-acetyltransferase. The record is from RefSeq and is a predicted model, not a curated record. NCBI's taxonomy places the organism in Eukaryota, Metazoa, Chordata, Lepidosauria, Squamata, Phrynosomatidae. Bases 34 to 1305 code for a protein of 423 amino acids. Gene Ontology annotation, biological process: biosynthetic process; L-threonine catabolic process. The transcript is spliced from 9 exons. Gene Ontology annotation, molecular function: glycine C-acetyltransferase activity; pyridoxal phosphate binding.